This is a messenger RNA of Stegodyphus dumicola, 9731 nucleotides long. It is a transcript of the gene Dbct, whose product is annotated as Dihydrolipoamide branched chain transacylase E2. Gene Ontology annotation, cellular component: mitochondrion; cytoplasm. The record is from RefSeq and is a predicted model, not a curated record. NCBI's taxonomy places the organism in Eukaryota, Metazoa, Arthropoda, Arachnida, Araneae, Eresidae. Gene Ontology annotation, molecular function: acetyltransferase activity; lipoic acid binding.
CGUGGGGGCUUUCUAAGGGAAACUGGCAUGUAUUCACGUUCAAAAACUCGAAAAUAAAACACCAGCCCACCCGCUUGCAGUUAUCCGAGCAGAUUCUUGAAGAAAUAUGAUGAUGAAUGUACAAUUUAAUAAGAUGUAAUAUAAGAUGACCAAUGUAUGAUUUUAAUGUACAAUUUUCCUUCAAGUAAUUUUAUUUGAUUGAGAUUUUAAAGCUUGCACUUUUUCAUAUAUUUUGUGUUUCAUUUCUUUUCACUGUGGGUCGGGAAAGUACCUUAAACCACCAUUUAAACGAUUCCUUUUCGUCGUUCGAAAGUCGACUGCUAAAUCUGAAGAUGAACUGAAACGAAUGAGGCAACGAUGCGAACUUUCCUUAGCUGGUUCCCUCCAUUGUAUGCGAGAUAUGUAGAAUGUUUUCCAAGCCAUCUUUCAACAGCUGAUAUAUUUUUUAACUGUAACGGAGAUCAAAGUUUAUAUGACCAUGGCCGCCUAUAGAGUUGUGCGAUGUUUAUCAAUUAACUUUUCAAGAACUUUGCAUAAACUUCCGUCACAUCAUGUUUCAAGACCCAAACAGGCAGCAUCUUUAAGAAUAUGCAAUCUAAGUGCAAGGAAACAUCGUUGUCUUUUUACAUCUUCAGCACAUUAUGGUCAAAUAGUUUCUUUCAAUUUAUCAGAUAUUGGAGAAGGAAUAUCAGAAGUUACUCUAAAAGAAUGGUAUAUAAAGGAAGGUGACAAAGUCAAUCAAUUUGAUAGCAUAUGUGAAGUUCAAAGUGACAAAGCAUCUGUAACAAUAACUAGUCGUUAUGAUGGUUACAUAAGAAAAAUUUAUUAUGAAGUGGAUGAUAUUGCCAAAGUUGGUUUCCCUCUUGUUGAUAUAGAGCUUCUUGAAGAAGACAGCUCCAGUUCUGAAGAGCAAGUCGAUCAAGUUCAAGAUCAACUAGCUGCUCCAGCUGGUUCCGAAGCUGACUUUUCAAUUAUUUCAAAUAAAGUUCUCACUACACCGGCAGUUAGGCGAAUUGCUAGUGAGCACAAUGUAAAACUGAGUGAAGUGAAAGGAAGUGGAAAAGAUGGUCGUAUUCUGAAGGAAGAUAUAUAUGCAUACUUAGAACAACUUAAAUUAAAGCAGGCAAAUGCUCCUUUUAAAGAACCACACCAGGUUGCUCCUCCCAAACCAGUUCCCAAAGAAUCCGCAAAGAAAAUUGUAGAAACUCAAGUGCCAAUUCUUAAAGAUAAAACUGAACUCAUUAAAGGAUAUAAAAAGACCAUGGUUAAAACUAUGACCAGAUCUCUUUCUGUACCAAGUUUUUGUUACUGUGAUGAAAUAGAUGUCACAGAUUUAGUGCUCAUGAGAGAAUCUCUAAAAACUAUAGCAGAAGAAAGAAAUAUAAAAUUUUCAUAUAUGCCAUUUUUUAUCAAAGCCCUAUCUUUAUCAUUAUCAGAAUAUCCUGUCUUGAAUUCUUCGGUAGAUGAGAAAUGCGAGAACAUUAUCUACAAAGCUUCACAUAAUAUAGGUAUAGCAAUGGAUACAAGUGCAGGUCUUAUAGUACCAAACAUAAAAAAUGUACAGAACCUCACUAUUUUACAAAUUGCAUCAGAAUUAAACAGGCUUCAAGAUUUGGGACGCAGAGAAGCUUUAGGACAGAGUGAUGUGACUGGAGGCACAUUUUCUCUCUCUAAUAUUGGUGCUAUUGGUGGAACAUAUGCAAAACCAGUUAUUCUUCUUCCUGAAGUUGCUAUUGGUGCUAUUGGUAAAAUUCAGGCUCUUCCUAGGUUUGAUAAAGAAGACAGACUAGUUAAGAAGCAUAUCAUGCAAAUCAGUUGGACAGCUGAUCACAGAGUGAUAGAUGGAGCCACAAUGUGUCGUUUUUCAAAUUUGUGGAAGUCAUAUCUGGAAAAUCCAAUGACUAUGCUUAUGCAUAUGAGAUGAAUUAUAACAUCACAUUUACAGUUAUCUCUUAUUGAACUGGAAAAGAACUUUGAUAUGUUUUAUUAAAAGGGAAACGAGCAUAAGCAAGUAAGCAUAAUGCACGUGCUUUAACUUUUGUUACUGUUUUGCUGUUUAAGAAUAAGAAGAAUUAUUUUUAUAAUGUUGUAAAGUUUUUCUGCUACAAUGAGAAAUGCUAAACUAAAGGUAGCACUAAUCACAAUCUUUGGUAUGCUUUCAUUUAAAUAUCCUUUAUAUAUUUUUAACACAAAGAUUUUUUUUUUUUUUUUUUUUUUUGGAUAUUAGAAAAGUAUUCUCUAAUUUAAAAUCUUCUUAGCAAAAUUUUUUAAAGAAAUUAUAUAAAAUCAACCCCCUUUAAAAGGAUAUCCUUAAAAAAAAAAGUUCUAGAUAGAGUACAUUUUUUAAAUAAUUUUUGUCAUAUAAACUUUGCUUCCUCAACUUCUCCAUCCCAUUUAUUUUCUAUUUAAUGCACAAAUACUGUGGCCUAUGUAAAUGUCUAUUUUUGAUGUGAGGUUUAAACUUUUUGAAGUAUGAUUCUUGAAAGCAUGUAUAUUUUGUUGAUUAGUUAAUAGAUUUAAGUAGUCAAUAAUUUAUUUAGUUUUUUUUUUACUGUGUAUCAUACAUAAUCUUCUGUGAUACAAUCCUCUAUUUUUUCUCAUUGUGUAGUAAAGGAGAGAGAGUUAUUCAUUCAAACAUAAACCUCUUCAGUACUGUAAUAUAUAAAUUUAAUUAAUUGUAAGAGACUGAAGAGAAAUUUUGAUGUGCCAUUCUGCAGAACCUGAAUUGUAAAUGUGCAGUGUGUGAGAAUGUAUUUUUGUAAUAAGUAUGCUGAUUAAGCAUACUUAGGUGAGCAUUUAUAAUUAUAUGUAAAAUGUUUUGCUAUAGUCAUGUGUAUUGAGAUAAUAAUUAUCACAGACUGCCUUCACAUAAAUGAGAUAAAAAGUAUAUAAAUAAUAUAUAGUACUAAAAUAUAGUACUAAAAAUUGUAUAUAGUACUAAAAAUAGUAAUUGCUUAUGAUAAAUCUCCCUAAGCUGUUUCAAAAUUAAUUCAUGUCAUAUGAUUCUUACAUAAUGAUAAUGACAUAGGUAUUUCUAUACAGGCUUCAGCCAAUAAUGAUUUUCAUGUGAAAACCAAAACGUUUUAUUAACCAGUGGAAUUAGAUGUAACCAAAACCAAAUUUUUGUGAACCCAGCUUUUAUCUUGGAAGUAUCGGCGUUUGCUAUUUCACUUUGCUGCUGCUACUUUGCUAGUGCUUGCUGCUCAGUGGUCUGUCUUCAAAUGUAUUUCAGUAUCUGUGCAGUUCCCGAAGAACAGGUGCACUUACUGCAUCAGUUUAUCUAUGUUUCUUUUAAAAAUGAUUUAUCAAGAAUAAGAAGUGUUCUAUCUGCCAUGACAGCAUCGAGUUUUUAAUGAACUGGCUGUCAUUGUUAAUAACUAUUCUAUCAACAUCUGUCUUCAACAUGCAUAUUAUUUCAUAUAUUAUAUAUAUUUGUGUGUGUGUGAAGGUAUAUGCACUAUCUUCUUCAUUUUCUAAUAAAAUUUGAAAUAAAGGGCUGAAAAAUAUUUUUUCUUAUUUUUCUGUAAAUGUUAAUGUUGAGGUGUUAUGAUAUCCUGUACCUUGUUUGACCAUUUUAGGUGCAACCAUGAGCACAAAUAUGCAUGCACAAUCUAAACCAGUGUAUUUUUGAAGUAAGGUGGAUGGAUAUAAGAAAAGAUAUGCAUAAGGGAUUUUUUUUUUUUUUUCUAUUCUCAGUUUUUCACUAUUUAUAUUGUCCUUCAGAUAAAGAGCAAGAACUAAGGAGGCACAGUGUUACUUUUUAGUCAUCUAAUAUGUUGAUUAUGGAGACCUUCAUUUGUAAUUAACUGUUUUGUUACAUAGUGUUCAAUUUUGCACAUUUAUUUAUUUAAGUAUGUAUUAGUGGAAAAAAAAUCAUCAAAAUUUAAUAUUUCUAUAUAAUGGGAAUCGCAAAGACUGCAGCUGUCAAGACCUUUCACGUCUGCUCAUGAGCUACAUGAGGUUCUAUAGUCACUUAAAUAUAACACGCAUGCAACAGACAGUAAUUUUAUUUCUGAAACAGAAAUGUUGUGAUGAUAUGGCUCUUUAUCAACUAGUAGCUUAAUUUCUUAUAUUACAUUAUGUGUUUAAUAAUUUAAUUGAUUUCAAACUGUCUAUUCUAUGCUAAUCGUCAUACUAACAGAUGAACUGACAAAAAUUCAAUUUCUGCAAGUUACAAUAAUGAUCAUGUUGGAACAGGUAUUGGUCAUUGAAGUAGACAAAAGAAUAAUGCUAAAAUGAUUUAAAACUAGUGCACUCUUUUUUUAUUAUUCUUGUGCUGUAUUUUAUUUUAGCACUUUCUUACCACAAACCUUCUUUGUAGUUCUUUUGCUUAGCCACAAUCUAUGUGUCUGAGAAACUUUGCUAUUCUGGUGUGUACAGUACUGUUUUCUUCCGGCUUCAGAUAGUGAGGAAACUCGAGAAUGGAAACUCUUAUAGGCAGAAAAAAUGCAGUCCAUACUCUGGUUAUUUCAGAUUGGGAAGUAUUUGAGGUCUAUUGAAUAUGUAUAUUCUGACACACAGCAUUUGGUCAGCAAAUUUAUCACAACUUACCCAUGGCCAUUCCUAGCAAUUCAGAGAGUUUCUAUGCAUGUUUUGUGUAAUGCUUGCAAUCACUCACAAAAAUAUGCUCAAAUAAAAUUUUUUCACCUGUAAUUCUACCUUUUAUAAUGAUUGUUUAGUAAUGCUAGGUGUAAAUCGUUAUUUACUUCAUUUGUGAUUGUGCAUGAUUGAAAUUUUGGGGAUCUUGAGGAGAAUGGACUUUACUGAAUUGAUCAUGAUUUCGGCUCUAGUUCAAAGUCUGUAACCCAGGUUUUACUAGGUUUUCAAGCUUUCAUCAAAUUUUCAUUUCAAUGAGAUUGCAUCAAGCGAUAUGGAGUAGUUCCUCCCCCUAAUUAAUUAUUAUUGUAGUAUAAUGAAUAAUUACUAUAUUAAUAUUAUUGUGUGAUUAUUUAUCAUUAUAAUUAACUACAAAAGUUAUAAUUUAUUAAAUAAUUACAAUUAUAUAAUUUGUGACCUUUUUAGUGGCCUUAUUUUUAAGAAUAAGGGAUUUUUUGUUUCUUAUUCAUGCAUUAAGUAUGUAUACUAUUAUUAUUAACAUUGAAAUUCUAUAAAAUAGGAAAAUAGUGUUUCUUGAUCACUGGGCUGCAAACAAAUAUGGAUCUUAGCAUUUAUUUCUGUGAAUAUCAGCAAACGCCAUAGAAAAUAUCUUAUAGCAGUAUGAUCAGAGGAGAUUUUUCCUCACUACAACAAACCAACGACUUUUAUUUCGCCCUUCAUUUAUGGGGUUGAAUAAUUUAGGCGUAUCGUGAACAAUUCUAAAUGUAUGGCAGAUUGUCAUAUAUUUGUAUGAGCAUGUUCAAAAUUAACUGAAACAAAUUAUGAUUAAUCAUUAUAUUUUACUUACCUCUAGAACAUUCUCAUUUAUUAAAUAAAAGAAUAAGCAAUAAAAAAAUUUCUUUUAAUUAAAAAAUAAGAAAAUUAUUAAUGAAAUUUUUGCAUAUAACAUUUGUGAUUUAAGGAAAAUUUCAAAAUGCAUCAUUUUGCGAAAAUGAAAGUUUAUAAAUGGAUUUUGUCAUUUAGUGAAUACAGUAUUUUAAAAUUUUACUUUCAUAGUUUUAAAUUUGUAAUAGCUUUGAUUAGUGUUUUGGAGGAAAUCUCCUCUCCAAGAAAUGGUGUAAAUAUCUGAACUUUUAAUUACAUAUUGACUGCUAUGAUUACUGUGAUAAUUGAAUUUUAUAAUGAGUCAAUGUCUUUGAAAUUUAGAAGUCCAUCCAGUACAUAAACAAGCUACAAAAUAAGGUAGAUUGCCCUGAUUUUGUAUGCAUAUUUUGUAUGUAAUUGCUUCAAUUAAAUUGCAUCAAGACAUCAAUAAAUUCAUAAUAAAAGUUUAACUUGCUUUUUGAUUUAAUUUUGUGUUUCAUCGAAAUAAUCCAUCUAUACUUUACCUUAGAAAAGUGCACAGUGUUCUAGAGAGAAUAUUUUAUAAGCAUUUUAGAGGAAAUGUAGUUCUACAUACAGAAAUAAAUCUAAUAUGUGUAAUAUUUUGUAUUUGUAUAAAUAUAAAAUGUUAUUGCUCCAAACUGGAGUAUAUAUUUAAAGUUAUAUGGAUAUUUAUUACAUAAAAUUGUAUCAGCUUUUUAAAAAUUUAGUUUUUAUAUGAGAAGCCAUUGAAUACAGCUACAAAAUUAUGACUGUUUUCUUAUUGUAUGAGCAAAAAAAUUCUUUUGCAAUUAUUUAAUAAUAAUUACAUUUAUUUAUAAUUUUUUAAUAAUUCUCAUUCUUUAACUCAAUUAGUUGAAAUAAUUUUCUAUUUUUCAAAAUGCUAGCCAGUUUUUUAAUUGUAAAUAUAGAUUUUCAAGGCUAUUCUAAAAUUUCAGAAAUCGAAAAAGUUUUUUCUAAUAAGCCACUUUUUUCCCCUCAAGUAAGAGUAAAACCUAAUAAUAAAAAAUAACCUAAUAAAUAAAAAAAUCUCAAUAAAUUUUAACUCUUUUAUAUAUUUUCCUUAUCAGGUCUCCAGCUACAAAUUUGUUGUAUUUCACUUUUGUGAUAACUGAUGUAAUGUUAUUGUUUAUCUGGAAUGAAAUUCAAACAUUUUUGUAAUCUUUCAUUAUAUUGUUAAAACAUUGAUAUCUUAAAUAAUUCAAUAUGUACUUUGUUAUUUUAAUUUUAUCUGAAAUGUGAAAGUCUGUAAUGAACAUUUUGGAACUCAUUUUAACAAUAUUUAUUAAAUAACAAAAUUAUCUUAUCAUUUAUGUUUACAUUGUUAAAUUUGUAAACUCGUUUUGUGCCAUAUUUUCUAUAUGUAAUUUAUUUCUGUAUGUUCAUGGUAAUUGCUGUUUUGAACGGAUGCUUAGUUAUUUAAAGUUAUUCUAUUUGAGACAUAUUCUAAUAAGAAAUAAAAUAUCGCAUUUUUUUCUAAAGAUAUAUGUAAAUAUAAAAAAAUGUUAAAUUUAAUGCUUAAUUUUUUUUUUUUUUAUUUUUGAAAUUUUAUUUAGAAAUUCAUCAGACUAUUUCUAAGGGCUAAAAUUCUUAAUAAUUAGAAUAAUUUAGAAUUCCUGAAAAAAUAGUUCUACUUUAAAUGAAACAAAAUUAAAGUAGGACUUGCAAACCUUUAGUGUUAUAUGUAAAUAUUUGAUGAAUUAGAAGAUUUAAUAUACUGUAUGACAGUAUUAAGGGUUAUCAUGAUCAAAAAAGGGAAGAAAAAUUAACACAUUAAAAAUCAUGUAUUUUUUUUUUUUUAAUUGAGCAUACUUAACAACUUGUCAGGGGCAAAUUAUAUUUCUUUUCAAAAAGAAUGAAAGAUUAAGUAACUAUAUGAACCCUAUAAAUAGUUGUAACCAAAGCACAUGUAUAGGCCGCUUCAGGCAUAGCAGGUGACCUUCCUGUAAACUGUAUUGUUUGCUUGUGCCUAGGAUGCCUGCUCAUCAUUGAACAUUGUCAGUGCUUUAGGAAAUUCAAAAGUGUAAAACUUCCUCAGUAUCUGUACCUUGGCAUCUUUUUUAAAAAAUCUUAUACUUCUCAUAUCUCUGUGAAAAGUUAGUUGGAAUAAGCAUUGCUUGAGCUUAUAUUAUUAUCUUGACUGAGCUCAUAUCAUUAUAUUUAUAAAAAUGCUAAGAAAGAAAAUUCUUUAAUUUUAAAAAUGCUUAUUCAAUAACAAAAACAAGUUAUCCUUCUAAAGAAAACAGCAAAAAAUGAAGGGGAAGAAGAGGCUAACAAUCCAUUUUUAACUUCUUUUUCUAUUUAAAAUCAAUGAAAAGCCCUUCAGCAUUUAACUUCUUCAUUGGAUGUUCUGAAUUCUGGUACUUGCUAAAUUCUUUUCAGAAGAUUAUGUAUAUGAAGAUUAUGUAUAUGUAUGUAUAUAGAAGAUUAUGUAUAUGAAGCAGACAACACACAGUAACUAAAGAGGUUUAAAUGGGUUUUGUACAACUCCAUGCCAUGCAGCACAGCCUCUUGAUACCCAUGAAUCCAAGGAGAAGAUACUGAGUUUUGAACCUCUACCAAAAGCACGAAAACUGAGAUUCCAGUAAAAUAAACACGGGGCACAACUGGGAGGCAGUAGCUCCUUAUACACUAGAUGUGCUGUCUCUGUCAGAUUUGAGUUGCAUGCAGCUUGAACAUGUAGAUGAGCAUUAGCGUCUAUAAAUAUGUAAGAAUUUUCUAACUGUAGUUAUCUGAAAUAUGUCACAUGAUUUCAGAAGUUCUUUCAUAUAACUUACUGCACCAAUGAAUCAUUUCUGAUAGCAUAAAGAUCAGAAAUGAUUCAUUAGAAUCUUUAAAAUUCUUCAUAAUUAUCAUGAUUACAAUAAUUAUGAAGGUUUUAUAAUUUUUACAUCUGAAAGUUUUAUAGUUUUGAUAUCUGAAAAACUUUUGGCUGUUACAUGAAGCUGUUUUUUAAUGAGACCAAUGAACUGUAUCACAACAAACAUAUCAUGCUAAGACUAAAAAUCUUUAUGCAAAUUAAUAAAAUCUUUUCAGAAGAUUAUGUAUAUUAAAAAAUAAAGUCAAACAUAAUAACAGUUUUAAAAAUAAAUUGUACAUAUAAUGAAUGAUACAAAUAUAAGAGAACUGUCAUGUAUCAAAAUUGGCAUGCAUGUUUGUAAUUUGCCAUUACUGCCGUAGGUAUUUUUAAUUUGAAGAUUUUAAUACUAGUCAUACGUAGAAUUAAAAAUUUUCACUACACAGUAUUUUUAAUAAUGUUUAAUGAAAUUUUUCAUACAAAAACUACAUUAUAUUUUUGUAAUAAUGAGUAAUAUUUUUUAAACAUAGAAAAGUCUUUAUAUCUGCUAAGUUUUUUGAAUUUUUGUCACAUGUGUUCAUACAGUUUGGAGAAAGCAUAUGAACCUUAGUAAAAAAAGGGCCAAUGUCCAUUUUGAAGAAAUUGCUGCCUUAGUUUCAGCAAGUUUUUUGAAUCAUCUGGGGUGUAUGCAAUCAAAACAAAUUUUUUUCCAAGGCUUCAUUUCUCAUCGAUACUUAAAAAGGUAUGUUGUUGCUAAUGCUCACUUGUCUGACUUAUAGUCAGCCCAAGCCGACAAAAUUCCUCGUGGCAAGACGCGAAAGUUUACGCCUGUUGCUGGUAACAGCUUUGAGCACCUUACAGGUGGCAAUGCGAUUUAGCUUAGUUCCACUCCCAAUUUUGAUGCACAGCACGCCGGUGGGUCUGAGGGUCUCCCACCCCUCUUUCCCUAAAACCAACUUCUAGAGAGAACUUUCAGCUCGCCCUAUAUUUAGAGUGCCCUCAUGCCGCACAGACACAUUUACAAACAUCCAUGCCUUCUCCAGAAUUCAAACGUGGGAACUUCAGCACGGCAGUCAGCGGCAUUAACCACUAUACCGGUUGGGCGGCUGAAAAGGUAUGUAUUUGAUUAAUAUAAAGCACACACCACUAAAAAUAAUAUUUCAUUUAUAUGCACAUAUCAUAUUAGUUUCUUGUAAAUCGGUCUAGAUUAGAAUUUAAUAGGGGAGUAAAAUUGGCAAAAUUAUGAUUUUAACACAAAUGCAGUAUUCUUCAUAAAUUCAACAUUUUGGUCAUUGCUCUUUUUCUACAAAGGCACAAAUAUAUUCACAUGCAUUAUUUCUAAAUUAAUGAGUGAAUAAAUUCAUGAAUAAAAGAUACCUUUAAAACAGCUUGCAUUUAAUUUUGCUUGCAUAUGUCAAAAGAUAUUUUUGUACUUCUGAAAUACGAAAUGUCUGUUUUAUAAAAUGUGUGAUAAAAAUCAAUCAUUUUGUUAAAA